AAAGUUACCGUUCGAGAGAGACAGAGAGAUGCGGCUCUAGUUUAUCUAUAAAAGGCUUGUUUGGGGUAUGCAUGCAUGGAAGUGAAGGAAUUAAGAAGGUAAGGAUUUUUCUUUUCCGAGCGGAAGAAGGUAAUUAAUUAAGGAACUGCGAGAUGAAGAAGAAAGGUAUAGCAACCUGGUCCCUGGUCUUCAGGAUCCUCACUCUAGUAUCGUUAGCUCUUUCUGUCGCAGUACUAGUUACCGACAAUGUCUAUAUAACUGGUUCCCUCGGCCAAGAUGACAUCGAAGGAAGCUUCAUAGAUGUACUGGCAUACAGGUAUGUGCUUUCUAUUGCAUUGAUAGCAGCAGCCUACACGCUAUUGCAGUUACAUUUUGCUAUUUACUAUGCUUGCAAAGGAAGGAGGGCAUACAAAUGCUUGCCAGAUUUGGACUUCUACGGAGACAAGCUCAUCAGCUUGCUCCUGGCCACGGCUGUUGGUGCUGGUUUUGCCGUCUCUGCUGAGUUCAUUAAAUUCCUGGGUGGUACGUUUGGUGAUUUGACUGAUUUCUAUGAAAGAGGGAAUAUUGCAACCAGUGUUCUGUUGGUGGGAACUGUUUGCAUGGCUGUUGUUUCAGUGCUUUCAUCUAUCAAUCGAUCGGACUCGCAAGUUUAGGAUUCUUUGGAUUAGUUUCUUGCCCUUUUUGUACCAGUGUACUUAAGACCAUUCCAAUCAAUAAAACAAACUGGCUGGAAUCUA
This is a messenger RNA of Alnus glutinosa, 737 nucleotides long. Its product is annotated as CASP-like protein 4D1. The transcript is spliced from 3 exons. The record is from RefSeq and is a predicted model, not a curated record. NCBI's taxonomy places the organism in Eukaryota, Viridiplantae, Streptophyta, Magnoliopsida, Fagales, Betulaceae. Bases 153 to 653 code for a protein of 166 amino acids.